Messenger RNA from Linum trigynum, 513 nucleotides. Lineage: Eukaryota; Viridiplantae; Streptophyta; Magnoliopsida; Malpighiales; Linaceae. The record is from the annotation of a GenBank genome assembly.
AUGCCGAGGAACAACCUAUUCCUCAUGUUGUUCCACCUGCCGAGGAACCUGCCAAGAAACAACAUGUUCCUUAUGUUGUUCCUAAUGCCCAGGAACAACCUAUUUCUGAUGGUUGCGGAAGAUGUAGGGGCAGAGUGGAGAUGUGAAAUCAGGGCGAUUUCAGUUAAGUGUUCUACAAGCAUUAUCCUUAAAUUACUGGCAGAGAUGAAGAAGAAGAAGAAUAAGUAUGAGUAUGUGGUGUUUGAAAAUGAAGUGGACGUAGCUGACUUCAUUGGAAUUCGCCAAUUGAAGAUGAAGAAGAUAAAAAGGUCAUUCAUCAAAGAGAUGCUGGAUAAAUGGGUCCACGAGUGUGGAACCUUAGUAUUCAAGAAACGUAAUAAUGAAAUUAAGCCAAAAGUUCUUACAAUUGAAGAGGAAGAUUUGUACAAGUAUACAACCUUUCAAGGAGUGGAGCUUAGGUGGCUGAUAGGGAUUGCCCCGGUGAUGGACUCCAAGAGUUUUAGUGGAGAUUGA